UUUCUUCCCUGUUUGAAAAAGGAAGCGCUCGGUUCGUGAUAGCGCUUACCCGAUGCGCUCACUCGAUUUGUGUGUCUGUCCGUCUUAAUCGUGUCCUAAUGUUUCCUCAAAAGUGAUUUGUAUCUCUGUGUGGUAUUGUGUGUAGUUUUGCGUAUAUAGCUGGAUGAUAUAAGUUUAUCCAUUAACAUAGCGUAUCACGAAGACGCGUACUGAACCCAAGCGUCGCAUCAUACCGCAUGCACUCGCGCACAAACUAACGCUUUUUCGUCAUUGUUUAAUUAAACUUGGAUCGGAUUUUACCGAAUGAAUGAACACGGCAUGUACAGCUUCAUUGCCGGCCUAUGAUAUGAUUUAAUCCAUACGCCAAAUAUCCCAAGAACGAAAGUGCGUAAAAAGUUGCUUUUGGGCACACACACAUACAUACAUAACAAAGCCUUUCCUGCGCUUCUGAUCGAAGCAGCCUUAGACGCGCACACUCGCAUCACUUAUCAACCAUUUAGCCGCUGCUAAAAGGCAAGGAAGCAAAAACUUUGUGAAUAAUCAAGGAGAAAGGGAUACGAACUUUUGUAACAAAUGGCGACGUUCCGUGUUCAUGAAGAUAUGGAAAAGGAGAACCGGGUUCAUGCCCUGCCCGGUGGCAAGAAAAAUGCAGUCCUCGGUGCGACUAAUGUCGUCCCGGCAGCAUUGGGGAAAAAUGUGCUUUUACCGUCCAUGGGCAAUCAGCAACAGCAACAACGCACUAUGUUUAGCGUACUGGACAAUGUACAAAAUAACGCUGGAAAGAAUGUGGAAAAGACGGGGAAGGAUGCUAAGCUUAAAAAUCAACGUGUCGGCCCAACAUCAAAGGCUGGAAAGGUAGGCGACGAAAAUGCUGUCGAAGCGAAGCAUAAUUUACAAACAAAGGUCCAAAAAAAGCCGUCCGUAUCAACUGAAGCAUUUAAAGGGUUUGAGAUAUACGACGAAACUAAGGAAAAUUUACCGGAAGUUUGUAUUCCUAAGAAGGUUGAUACGAUCCACGAAAAACGAGCUCCUUUGCAGGAGUUGAAAAAUGCGGAACUACUCGAAACUCCCAUGUCGGUGGUGGAAAGCUAUUCGCCCAUGUCUGUGGACAAAUCGGCUAGCCUGAUCGUCGUUGAUCAAGGACCCAUCCCAAGGAACGAUCGUGAGCGUUUCUUCGAGGUCGAAGAAUAUCAGGAAGACAUUCUAGUUUACCUGAAAGAGGCAGAAAAGCGAAACCGUCCCAAGCCGGGCUACAUGUUGAAACAGACGGACAUAACCUACUCCAUGCGUACGAUUCUGGUCGACUGGCUGGUGGAAGUUUCGGACGAAUACAAACUGCAAGGAGAAACGCUUGCCCUGGCUGUCUCUUACAUUGAUCGAUUUCUUAGCUUCAUGUCGGUAGUGCGUGCCAAGCUGCAGCUGGUCGGUACAGCUGCUAUGUUUAUCGCAGCUAAAUACGAGGAGAUCUACCCGCCGGAUGUUAGCGAGUUCGUUUACAUCACAGACGACACUUACACCAAGACCCAAGUGUUGCGCAUGGAGCAACUGAUGCUGAAGGUGCUAUCGUUCGACUUGACCGUGCCAACAUCAUUGGUGUUUAUUAACAGCUACUGCGUAAUGAAUGACGUACCGGAUAAGGUCAAAUACUUAGCAAUGUAUCUUUGUGAACUGUCGCUGCUGGAAGCGGACCCAUAUCUGACAUAUAAACCGUCUAAAAUUGCUGCUGCAGCGUUGGCAUUGGCAAGACGCGCACUCGAUCUUCCGAUGUGGUCGAAGAUGCUAGAGAACAACACGGGAUACACGCUGCAGGAAAUGAAAGAUAUUAUAAUGGACCUAAAUAAAACCCAUAUCGAUGCAGCGACGAUGCAACCGCAAGCUAUUCAGGAAAAGUACAAAUCCAAAACGUAUCAUGAAGUCGCAACCAUACCCGCUACUGAACUGCCUAAAAAUACGCUUGACAACAUGUGUGAGAUCACCGUAUGUAACGCUUCUGCUUCAGCUUUGCUGUUUGUUUAACCCACAUCAGUAUACAGUAGCGGGAUUUUUUUGUUUCAUUAGUAAUAAUGUUUCUUUUUUAUGUAUUUAUAUUUUUGCUGUAUGUUCAGGAAAUAUUUCAUGCCCUAUAGCGCACCGUU
Anopheles funestus (African malaria mosquito) is the source of this 2135-nucleotide messenger RNA. RefSeq names its product G2/mitotic-specific cyclin-A. The transcript is spliced from 6 exons. Gene Ontology annotation, cellular component: cytoplasm; nucleus; cyclin A2-CDK2 complex. Bases 574 to 2016 code for a protein of 480 amino acids. Gene Ontology annotation, biological process: mitotic cell cycle phase transition; regulation of cyclin-dependent protein serine/threonine kinase activity. Lineage: Eukaryota; Metazoa; Arthropoda; Insecta; Diptera; Culicidae. The record is from RefSeq and is a predicted model, not a curated record. Gene Ontology annotation, molecular function: cyclin-dependent protein serine/threonine kinase regulator activity.